GAUGCAUUUGCAUAAGAAAUUGAGUUUUCCAAUUGCUCGGCGUUAGUACUAGUCGCCGAAUCUGGCACCGAUCAUUUCUAAUAAAAAUACACGACAUUCCUCCCUAUCACCAUCUUUUUAAACAAGUUUAGUUCAUUCAUUUUAUGGAUUAAUCAUGGAGAAAGUCGAAACUUCACAUUCAGAUCAUAACGAUCGACGAGAAUCUCACACUUCUCAUACCGACGAAGAAUCCUCAAUAUCGUCUUCUUCACACCAUAACCAUGAAAAUGACGACAUUUCUCGAACGUACUCCCUCGGUGACACUGAAUGGCAGAGUAUUCGUGCCCCGACAAAUGGAAUGAGCAUGACGAGGACUGUUUCGAGGAGGGAAUCUGUUUUAUCGAGGAUUAGAUCACGGCCUAUUCCGCAGUUUACGCAUCCUCUUGCGCAUGUGAAAACUACAGAGGAUCAGCUUGUUGAUUUUGAGGGACCUGAUGAUCCGUACAGACCCAUGAAUUGGCCUAACAAGAAGAAGAUUCUUACGACGAUGCUUUACGGUCUAGUUACAAUGUCAGCGACUUGGGCGUCUUCGUCGUAUUCUUCCGGCACAGCACAAGUAGCGUCCCACUUCCACGUCGGAACGCAAGUCGCAACUCUCGGCACAACACUCUUCCUCGUGGGAUUCGGAAUAGGGCCUUUGCUUUGGGCGCCGUUGAGUGAAGUCUACGGAAGACGACAGGCAGUGCUUAUUCCGAUGUUUAUAGCGAUAUGCUUCAGUUUCGGAAGUGCAGUCGCGAAAGACUUUCAGACGUUGAUGAUUACGAGGUUCUUUUGUGCGUUCUUUGCUUCGGCGCCUGUAACGAAUACGGGUGGUGUUUUGGGGGAUUUGUUUUUGCCGUCGGAGAGGGGGAUUGCUAUGGCGGGGUAUGCUAUGGCUGUUGUUGGAGGUCCAGUUCUCGGUCCUAUUGUAUCAGCUGCUGUUGUGCAGGAACCGAGUUUGGGUUGGAGAUGGACUGAGUACCUUACUGGUAUUGUUCAGAUCAUCUUUUUAACUCUGGCUGUUAUCUUUGUUGAUGAGAGUUAUCCACCUAAACUUCUCAUUUACAAAGCUCGAAGACUACGUCAUGAAACGGGUAAUUGGGCUCUUCACGCGAAAUUCGAAGAAUGGGAUGUUAGCAUCCAAGAGCUUGCGCGAAAGUUCUUGGUCAGGCCCGUUCAGCUCCUCAUGACGCCUAUUUGCUUCCUCGUUGCUUUAUAUGCCAGUUUCUGCUACGGUAUUCUCUACAUGCAACUUGGCGCUAUUCCCAUCAUCUUCAGAGAGAUCAGGGGCUGGGGCAUUCUGGUAUCUUCACUACCUUUCAUCUGCAUUCUCCUCGGAGCCAUUCUCGGAUGCGGAGCAAACGUGUAUAACCAGCUGCUCUACAACAAAGCGUACCACGCAGCUGGAAACCGAGCUGUCCCCGAAAAACGCCUUCCUCCUAUGAUGAUUGGCUCCGUCAUCUUCAGCGGUGGCCAAUUCCUCAUCGGAUGGACUGCAGAGAAGGAUAUUCACUGGGUGGUUCCCUGCAUUGGUCUCGUCUUGUUGGGAACAGGUUUCUUUACUAUCUUCCAGGCAGCGCUGAACUACUUGGUCGAUACGUUUACUAUGUACGCGGCAUCAGCUGUUGCGGCUAACACGUUCCUACGAUCUUGCUUUGCAGCUGCUUUCCCACUGGUCGUUGGACCUUUGUAUCACAACAUUGGUGUUGGACCUGGGUCUAGUAUCACUGGUGGUUUUGCAGCGUUGUUGAUUCCUGUUCCGUUUGUGUUUUAUAUUUAUGGCAAGAGGAUUAGAGCUAGAUCGAAAUGGUCAAAGGCUUCGGUUUAUGACUAAAGAAACAUCUUUAACUAGAGGGGUUAUAAAAGAUUGCCAAAAUAAAUGUAUAGAUAGUCUAAAGAUUGC
Messenger RNA from Fusarium redolens, 1921 nucleotides. RefSeq names its product major facilitator superfamily domain-containing protein. Lineage: Eukaryota; Fungi; Ascomycota; Sordariomycetes; Hypocreales; Nectriaceae. Bases 155 to 1852 code for a protein of 565 amino acids. The transcript is spliced from 2 exons. Gene Ontology annotation, molecular function: transmembrane transporter activity. Gene Ontology annotation, biological process: transmembrane transport. The record is from RefSeq and is a predicted model, not a curated record.